Molecule: messenger RNA, 2079 nt
Organism: Drosophila novamexicana
Lineage: Eukaryota; Metazoa; Arthropoda; Insecta; Diptera; Drosophilidae
Gene: Muc91C
Product: pro-resilin
Exons: 2
Coding region: 1-2079 (692 amino acids)
Biological process (GO): positive regulation of transcription by RNA polymerase II
Cellular component (GO): RNA polymerase II transcription regulator complex
Molecular function (GO): transcription coactivator activity
Source: RefSeq, a predicted model, not a curated record
AUGAGCUCGUCGUUCGCCGUGCAUUUUGGCGUAGUUGCCAUCGCCUUCCUCCUGCUUGUCGAUGUGUCCGCGGAGCCGCCGCUGAACAAUGCGUACCUGCCGCCUUCCUCCGGCGGCGGCGGACGACCCUCGUCCAAGUAUGGCGCACCGCCGGCCAGCUCUUACUUGCCGCCCGCCUCGGGCCCGGCGCCGUCUUUUAAUCCGCGUCCAGCUCCGUCCAGCAGCUACUCGGCACCCGGCCCCGGCUCCUCCUCGGGUGGUCCGUAUCCCGCGCCCGCACACAGGCCCUCCAGCUCGUAUGGACCACCUGCCAGCUCGUAUGGACCACCUGCUCGUCCCGCUCCACCCCCAUCCUCUAGCUAUGGCGCGCCGCCCAGUCGUCCCAGCCAAUCCUACGGACCGCCCAGGAAACAACAAUCGCGUCGUCCCUCGAGCAGCUACGGUCCGCCGAAAUCUUCGCCGCCGUCGCAAAGCUACGGAGCACCCGCACCCCCAGCUCCACCCUCGUCCAGGUACGGUCCACCCAAGCAGGCUCCCCCAUCCAGCAGCUAUGGCACGCCAGCUCGUCCCUCCUCCAGCUAUGGUGCUCCAAGCGUGAGCAGCUUCCUGCCGUCACCCUCGGCGCCUGCGACCAACUACGGCGCUCCCUCCAAGACGCAGACCCUGGGCAGCAGCGGCUACACCUCCGGCCCAGCCGCCCCGGCGCCACCCUCCUCAUCAUACGGCGCUCCUUCCAGCUCGAGCUCCUUCCAUCCGAUUUCGCCGCCAUCUUCCAGCUAUGGUGCACCUUCCUCGUCCUACUCCGCACCGAGCCCGGGCGCCAGCAGCGGUGGAUCCUAUCCGGCAGCCCCUUCCAGUUCAUAUGGUGCACCCAGCUCUGGCCCAUCCAGCUCCUACUCUGCUCCUAGCCCAGGAUCAAGCAGCGGUGGACCUUAUCCAGCUGCUCCUUCGAGCUCUUAUGGCGCACCCAGCUCUGGUCCCUCCAGCUCGUACUCCGCACCCAGCCCAAGUGCGAACAGCGGUGGAUCGUAUGCUUCGUCACCCUCCAGCUCCUACUCGGCUCCCAGCUCGGGAUCAGGUGGACCCUAUCCCGCAGCACCUUCCAGUUCGUAUGGUGCACCAAGCUCUGCCCCAUCCAGCUCCUACUCGGCUCCGGCUCCCUCUAACUCAUACCUGGCACCCAGCUCGGGCGCCAGCAGUGGUGGCUCCUAUGCCUCCGCCCCAUCCAGCUCCUACUCGGCUCCUAGCUCGGGAUCGAGCAGCGGAGGACCCUAUCCAUCUGCUCCUUCCAGCUCAUAUGGUGCUCCAUCCAGCUCCUACUCUGCACCGAGUCCCGGAGCCAGCAGUGGUGGUCCCUAUCCUGCCGCACCCUCCAGCUCGUAUGGAGCGCCAAGCUCUGCUCCAUCGGGUGGAUACUCAGCCCCUUCAGCGCCAUCCAGCUCCUACUCUGCACCAAGCCUCGGCUCUAGCAGCGGUGGAUCCUACCCUUCAGCUCCCUCUAAUUCAUAUGGUGCACCGAAACCUCCUUCAAGCUCCUACUCGGCUCCUAGCUCAGGAUCAAGCAGUGGUGGACCUUAUCCAUCUGCUCCUUCCAGCUCAUAUGGAGCUCCAUCCAGCUCGUACUCUGCACCAAGCCCUGGAGCAAGUAGUGGAGGACCCUAUCCUGCUGCACCCUCCAGCUCAUAUGGAGCACCGGCUCCCUCCAGCUCUUAUUCCGCACCCAGUGCAGGUGGAAGCAGCGGUGGACCUUAUCCGGCGGCCCCCUCCAGCACAUAUGGUGCACCAUCUUCCGGCGGCUUUAGCUCUCAUGGCGGAUCAUCUUUCGGCUCCAGCUCUUCAUCAUCCUCCUCAUCAUCCAGCUACUCCACGGGCCCCUCCUCCUCCUAUAAUGCACCCGCAGCAGCUCCCUCCAGCAGCUAUGGCGCGCCCAAUGGCGAUAGCAUUCCCAGCGGUCCCGCCUCCUCUUACGGCGCACCCGCCCAAGACUCCGGCUACGCCUACUCGGCGCCCAGCCAGGUGCCAGAGACCAUACAGCAGGGCUACAGCUCCAACGGCGGCUACACCUACCGCAAGAAGUGA